AUGGCUGAGAGAGAAUUCUUUCUUCCCAGUUUCAUCGGCCAAAUCAUUUCUUUCUCGGACCCUGACUCCCGCUGGAGACUCACCUGCAAGCUGCGCGAGAAGUAUAGCCAGCUCACAUACAACGACACUCUUAUAUGGCCAAACAAGCCUGGUGAAGCUUAUGGCACAUUCCUGUGCACGAACUGCGAUGACGCGAGCCACGAGGCCGUCAUGCGCAUUGUGAUGCAGUAA
Molecule: messenger RNA, 231 nt
Organism: Aspergillus melleus
Lineage: Eukaryota; Fungi; Ascomycota; Eurotiomycetes; Eurotiales; Aspergillaceae
Exons: 1
Coding region: 1-231 (76 amino acids)
Source: RefSeq, a predicted model, not a curated record